Messenger RNA from Penicillium cataractarum, 1293 nucleotides. Its product is annotated as putative zinc metallopeptidase. Gene Ontology annotation, molecular function: hydrolase activity. Bases 1 to 1293 code for a protein of 430 amino acids. Lineage: Eukaryota; Fungi; Ascomycota; Eurotiomycetes; Eurotiales; Aspergillaceae. The transcript is spliced from 2 exons. The record is from RefSeq and is a predicted model, not a curated record.
AUGUCGCUACAAGAGCAAUCGGAUCACCCGGAUGAGCUUCUAAACCAUCUACAAACCAUCAUCACCAAUUUCCUCCCCGACCUAAAACCCUUCGAAAAAAUAUAUCGCCAAAUCCACCAACACCCCGAACUAUCCGGUCAAGAAGAACAAACCGCCCAUCUAGCAGCCACCCACCUCCAAUCCCUCCACUAUGAAGUCCACACCAGCAUCGGCGGCCACGGCGUCGCAGGAAUCCUGCACAACGGCAAAGGUCCCACCAUCCUCCUCCGCGCAGACAUGGACGCCCUCCCCGUAGAAGAAAAGACCAAUCUUCCCUACGCCAGCAUUCGCUUCGUCAACGACGAAUCCGGAUCCCGCACACCCGUCAUGCACGCUUGCGGCCACGAUAUGCACGUCACCAGCCUCCUAGCCACAACCAGUCUUCUCCACGCCGCGCGCGACCACUGGCGCGGCACGCUAAUAUGCGUAUUCCAACCAUCCGAGGAACGACUAAACGGCGCACGGGCUAUGCUAGACGACGGGCUCUACGAAAAAGUGCCUCGACCGGAUAUCGUCCUCGCGCAGCAUGUCAUGCGCAUGCGCGCGGGCACAGUCAACAUCCAAUCUGGACCGCUUCUCACCGCGGCAGAUGCGUUUGACAUUCGCAUUUUCGGGCGCGGGGGACACGGGUCUGCGCCGCAGAAUACCAUUGAUCCGAUUGUUAUCGGGGCGUCGGUUGUUAUGCGGCUGCAGACGAUUGUGUCGAGGGAGGUUGCUCCUGGGGAAGUGGCGGUUGUUUCGUGCGGGAGUAUUCGGGGUGGGAAUUCGGCGAAUACGAUUCCUGAUUAUUUGGAUUUGCAGGUUACCGUGCGGACGUUUAGGGAGGAUGUUAGGGGGAAGGUAUGUGAGGCGAUUUGUCGGAUUGUUGAGGGGGAGUGUUUGGUUGCUGGGGCUGUGGAGAAACCUAGGAUUACGAGGGUUGUUGCGUCGCCGGCGACUGUUAAUGAUGAGGGGAGUGUGGGGAGGUUGAGGGGUGUGUUUGGGGGGUAUUUUGGGGAUGCGUUGGUUGGGAUGGAGGCGCCUAGUGCUAGUGAGGAUUUCUCGUUGCUGGCGACGGCUGUUGGGGCGCCGUAUGUGAUGUGGAUGUUUGGGGGUGUGGAGGAGAAGACUUGGGAUGAGGCUGUUGCGAAGGGUACGGUGAAUGAAUUGCCUAGUAAUCAUUCGCCUUACUUUGCGCCGGUGAUUCAACCGACUCUGCGGACGGGAGUGGAUGCUAUGGCUCUUGGAGCGUUGACUUUCUUGGGACGGAAAUGA